Cokeromyces recurvatus is the source of this 2224-nucleotide messenger RNA. RefSeq lists its product as uncharacterized. Bases 151 to 2076 code for a protein of 641 amino acids. The transcript has 7 exons. Gene Ontology annotation, cellular component: nucleus. Gene Ontology annotation, molecular function: protein binding; histone H4K20 methyltransferase activity. The record is from RefSeq and is a predicted model, not a curated record. Lineage: Eukaryota; Fungi; Mucoromycota; Mucoromycetes; Mucorales; Mucoraceae.
CUUUAUUUAUUUUAUUUUCUUUUUCUUUUUCAUUUCUACUUCAAUGCUUAACAGCUUUCUUUUAAAUUAAUAGAUUACUUGAACAAAACUAAAAAAAAAAAAAAAUACCCCUUUCUAUUUCAUAUAAUUUAUUCCUAUUUCGCUUUCAAAAUGAUGACAAAUAAUAAUACAAAUCAUAAUAACAAAGAAAACUUGAUGGAUUUCAAGGUCUUAUCUCGAUAUGAUGACUUGUUUACAGAUAUCUUUUUGGAUAAUUUUUUUCUUUGGUUUAAUACAAUUAAAAUGAAUCAUGAUCAUCGAAGGCCAAGAGUACCGCAUCAUAAGAUAUUAGAUAUCAUUCAAAGAAACAUACUUGAAAAAGGUAAAACUAUGGAUGCAGUGAAUGAAAUAUUAAAGUUGGAUUAUUUUAAACAGUAUCUUGCUUUAAAAAGUCAAAAACAAAUUCAAGAAUUUAUUCAACAUAUGAAAAGAUAUUUAUACAUGUACAUGCCGAAUGCAGGUUAUGAGAUAGGAGAUACAAGAAGAUAUUGUAAUAAUGGUAGAAAAGUAGAGGCCUGUUUAAUUGCUACAAAGAAUUGGAAUGUUGGGGAUGAAAUGAGAUUAUUGACAGGGAUGAUAGCUUGUUUAGAUCCAAAGGAUGAUGCUGAAUUAAAGAAAGGUAACCGAGACUUUAGUGUAAUGUGGUCUACUCGAAAGAAUUGUAGUUGUCUUUUUUUGGGCCCUGCUCGUUUUGCUAAUCAUGAUUGUGAUUCUAAUUGCAAGUUUAUAGCUUUAGGUCAAAAUUCAAUUAUUUUUAAAGUAAUCAAAGAUAUCAAAUUUGGUGAAGAAAUUACUGUCUAUUAUGGUAAACAUUAUUUUGGUGAAAAUAAUUGUGAAUGUAAAUGUAGUACAUGUGAAAAUUUGGGUAUGGGCUAUUUUGCAUCACUUGAAACAAAAGAAAAUUCAACGGUAACGAUGAAUGAAGAUCAGGGGGGCAGUACCAGACGUAGUACUCGGAAAAGAAAAUCUGCUUUAUAUGAAGAUUAUACACAUACUUCUUAUAUACCAAAUAGACGCUCAAAACGUGCUUCUAUUGAACCUUUAUCUCCUAAUCAAACACAUUCUACUGAUUCUUUAGAAGAAUUGAUCGGUGACCAACAAGUAAAAUUAUCUAAAAAGGAAGAUGAGCUUUUUUUACCGCCUAUUCCUGUCUCUCCAACAACUUCAACUACAGAAAAGUUGGCAAGACUAAAGGUGAUGAGUAUUGAUUUUUUAUGUGGCGGUAGUGAUGAGGAAGAAAGGUCACCGGUUAUAAAACAACGUAGAGUAUCAGAUUGUCCUUUACUUGAUAUGUUAGUGGAUGCUGCAGUAGACGCUGAAUAUAUUAAAUCCAAUAAAAAGGAAUCUAAUUUCUUUGAACAAGAAAGAGGUUAUUUAAAUCAAUUCAUAAAGUCGAUACAAUCAGAAGAUUCACCGCAAUCAUCUCUUAUAGAUUCAAAUGAUUCAAAAUCAGAUUCGGCUAUCAGUUUAUCUCCUCAGCUUGUUCAAAUAAAGAAAGAAGAAGAUCAUACUUGGUCAUUUAAUCAAAAUAACGAUCAUCUUGAUGAUAAUAUGGAUUUAUUAAAUACUUUCUUUGACGAUGUAUCUGAUCUAUCUUCUAGAUCUCAAUCACCUAGUAGUAGUAUGUCACAAGAAUUAAUUUGUAUUGCUUGUGAUCGACCUUUAAAGAAGGAAGAUAUCUCAGAACAAGUAGGUGCAGAUGUAUCUAUUACAAAUGAAUUAGCUACCUGGACAUGGAGUCCAAGUGCUAUUUUUACAGAUUGGAGACCUAAACGAUGUCCUCGUUGUGAACGUCAUUAUACAAUAUUUAAACAAGAAUGGCCUAAUCGACGUAAACAAAAGAAGAAGAAAUCAAAUUCCCCUAAUAAUAAGAAGAAGAAUAUAAAGAAGAAAUCAAUCAUCAUGAAUGAAAAGAAUGCUUCACUUGUAGAACCUGAGUCAUUUAUGCCUAUUCUCUAUCAAAUUCAAGAUGAUCCGAAUGAUUUAAAUUAUAUACCUCCAUCCCCUUUAUCUGAUGUUGUUUCUUAUGAUGAAUAAUUUGUAUCUUAUAUUUGUAAAAAUUGUGUAUAUAAAAUACAUACAUAUAUACUACUACUACUACUACUACUACUACAAUCCUAUUUAUGUAUGUGUAUAAUAAUAAAUCUUAUUCCCCUGCUAUUGUUUUUUCUCUCUUAUCUAGAAC